This is a messenger RNA of Oryza sativa Japonica Group (Japanese rice), 1729 nucleotides long. RefSeq names its product 2-oxoglutarate and iron-dependent oxygenase domain-containing protein ICU11. The record is from RefSeq and is a predicted model, not a curated record. Lineage: Eukaryota; Viridiplantae; Streptophyta; Magnoliopsida; Poales; Poaceae. Gene Ontology annotation, molecular function: iron ion binding; L-ascorbic acid binding; oxidoreductase activity, acting on paired donors, with incorporation or reduction of molecular oxygen.
ACUCCGCUCGCCUCCAAAACCACACCGCGCCGCGCUCGCGCUCUCGCUCUCCUCCUCGCUCUCGCUCUCUCGAUCGAUCGAAUCGAUUCCCCUCUCCCGAAUCAUCCCCUCCUCCUCUCGAUCCCCUCUCCUCUCCCCUCCCCGCCGCACGAAACCCUAGCAACCACCGCGCCCGCGCAAGCCAAGAUGCCUCUUCCCCGCCGCGCCGCCACCGUGAGGAUCCGCCGCGGCCAGAUCCACCGCGUCACCGCCAUGCCACCGCCGCCGCAGCAAGCCCCGGAGCCGGCCGGGCUGCAACUGCUGCUGCAGCCGGAGGUGGUGGCGCCGAACCACCCGCCGCCCGCUCCACCGGCGCCGGCGGCGGUGCCCGCGCCGCCGCAGCCGCAGGGGGAGGCGAGGUACCGUAGGCCGCUGGUGCGGCUGCAGGCCGUCCCCAACGAGGACCACGUCCCCGACAACUACGGCGACGGCCCCGACGAGCUCGGGAUCACGCCGGCGGUGUACCAGGCGCUGGAGCGCCACCUGCCGCCGGAUCUCGCCGGCGCCCCCGCCGAGGUGAAGCGCUACUUCAUGCGCAGCGUCCUCCGCAACUACGUCCCCUCGCCGUCGCAGCGGAUCAGGACGCAGAAUCAGAGGGAGUACAGGGAAAGGAUCUUGUCCGCAUACCAGCCAUUACAUCCGGAGCUGUACACAAAUGAUCCAUCAACUUUCAUCCUACCGGCAUUUCUUCAAGCCAUAAAUGGCAACACCGAAGAAAGCAUCACAAGCAUAAUGAUGGAGCCAGCACCGGGAGUGUUUGCAUUUCCUAUGCUGAAGCCCUCAUUCUGCCAGAUGUUAAUGUCAGAGGUGAACAAUUUUUUGAGGUGGGCACAAUCAGCGAAUCAAAGGAUAAUGAGACCAACAUCCUUAGAUAGGCAUGGGAGAGGUGCUGCCCUCUCUGAUUUUGGCUUGCAAGAGAUGUUAGACAAUCUGAUGAAGGAUUUCAUCUCACCAAUGUCUACAGUUCUUUUCCCUGAAGUUGGCGGCAAUACACUGGACUCCCACCAUACAUUCGUUCUUGAGUAUGGUGAGGCUGAUGGUGCUAGAGGUUUCCAUGUGGAUGAUAGUGAGGUAACACUAAAUAUCUGCCUUGGCAAACACUUCACUGGCGCUGACAUGUACUUCCGUGGUAUACGUUGUGGAAAUCAUGUUAAUUCAGGAACACAUGAUGAGGAGUAUUUUGUACAUCCCAACGUGCCCGGACAAGUCCUGCUGCAUCAUGGUAGUCACAGGCAUGGUGUCUUCUCAGUAACAUCUGGACGGAGGGUUAACAUGGUCAUGUGGUGCAAAAGCUCAGUGUUCAGGGAGAUGAAGAAAUUCAUGACUGAUUUUUCUGGGUUUUGUUGCGAGUGCCAGUUUCAGAGGACGGCAAGACAGGUGCAACAUCUUCAGGAAUUGACGGCUCGUAUCUCUAUCAGCGGACAGGAGUCAGAAGACGAAACUCCUUAAUUAAUAUCUGUCCGAUCGAGUUGGCCGGCCAACCAGUUCCUGAACAAUUAUGAACAGUGAACAGUGAAUAAUUAAGAACAUGUUGUUAUGUAUUGCAUGCUAUACCGAAUUUACUAGUGUUUUCAAUGUAUGUUUGUAUGAACCUAGCUACUGGUUCAUUGAAAACUUGCUGCAACUGACUCGAUUGGAGCUCAGGAUUAAACAACUUAGCCGGUUAGAGCCUAUGCUUGGUUAAUUUUCA